This is a messenger RNA of Exserohilum turcica Et28A, 993 nucleotides long. RefSeq lists its product as uncharacterized. The record is from RefSeq and is a predicted model, not a curated record. NCBI's taxonomy places the organism in Eukaryota, Fungi, Ascomycota, Dothideomycetes, Pleosporales, Pleosporaceae. Bases 1 to 993 code for a protein of 330 amino acids. The transcript is spliced from 2 exons.
AUGAAUCAAGUCUGGUUUGCUGCAGCCUGGGGCAAACUCUUGCACGCCUUUGGAGGUGGCGACACGGCAAAUCAGGACAGCAACGCCAAUCCAGAUGCCUCUACACCCAGCACAGACGACCAAGAGGAGGCUAAAGAACCUAGAUAUGGCGAGCAAACUCCUAGGGAUGAGACUGAACAUACGCCUGAGGCUCCUGAAAGGGACAACGAAGACGCCAAAUCUGAGACAUCAGAGUCCACCUAUGAUGGCCACGAACAGUCGGAAGCGCCUGAAGAUCCAGAAAAUCUCUCGUUUGGUGGAUCUGAAGACGAAUCUGAGACUGGUGACAACGAGGACAGCCCACCUCUCGGCCAUUCCAGAAAUGCCGAUCGCGUCACUAGAGGAUUCCACAAUUUUCUCAGCACAGCAUACACUGCCAUUACAGUCAAGAUCAAAGCUGUGGUCCAGCGAGCCCGAGACUAUUUGCUUUUCGCUAUCGACCAACUGAAGGAGCAAGACAUUGUCGAAACUGCAAAGGCUAUCGGUAAAUGGAUCCGGCAGAAUCCAUGGAAGACUGCUCUGAUAGUCCUGCCUCUACUUGCUGUAGUAUGCACUGCAAUUGCUCUCUCAGCGACAGGAUUUGGGGCAACUGGCGUUGCAGCAGGAAGCGCAGCGGCAAUCAUUCAAUCCGGAAUCGGCAACGUCGUGGCACACUCUUUGUUCGCAGCUUGUACUAGUGCGAUGAUGGGUGGAUAUGGCGCUCCUCUGAUCUUCGGCGGCGUUUGGGUUGUUGCUACAGCCAUUACCAUGGGUUUCGAGGUGGCAUGGAGACGUUGGAAUGGUCGGAAUAACCGUCAGCUGGUGCGCCUGCCGACAGAAUUGAUUGGGACUGUGACCGAGAGGUUGGACAAGGCCUUCGAGAAGAUCAUCUUCAACUCGAUGGUGGUAACAGCAUUCGCCGUGUAUCUUGUGAAAAGCUGGUGGCGCAACCGCGGAAGCUCGGAGCGUGAUUAG